Cavenderia fasciculata is the source of this 1044-nucleotide messenger RNA. RefSeq lists its product as uncharacterized. The coding region runs from base 1 to 1044 and encodes 347 amino acids. The record is from RefSeq and is a predicted model, not a curated record. The transcript is spliced from 4 exons. Lineage: Eukaryota; Evosea; Eumycetozoa; Acytosteliales; Cavenderiaceae.
AUGAGUACAUAUAUAAACAACAUUCAUCAUGAAAACGGAUUAUUGAUUUUCUUUUUCUAUUUGAUAGGUAGCAAAACAAUUUGGAUUAGAUACAAAGACUCUAAUAGUCAGUUUGAAUUUAAUGAAAAUACAAAAAUAUAUGUUGACAAUGUAAAAAGUUUCCUUCUCAAGUUCAAUAAGUUUGGUGAUCUAAAAGGUCGAUCCCAAGAUUCGUUUGGUCUCUCUUUCGAAGGAUCUCUCUUGGAAGAUAAGUCAGUUGUGACUAAUUUUGAUGAUGGUGCGACACUCGAUCUAAUUUUAAAAUUAGAAUCAUCUCAUGUAGAAUUACCUCAAAAUCUUUUAGCUUUGAACCUUCUAUCAUUAAAGGAAUGGAUAAAACAAUAUAAAAUACAACCAAAGGUUGCUUUUGAAAAAGAUAAAAUUAUUUCUGGUUUUGGAAAGGAUUUUCCUUUUGUUGGCAGAAAACAAUCUUCUAAAUUAUUGAAGGCUACAGUUCGCGAUAGAUGGAAGAGUCACAAAAAUCAAGAGGAUGAUCAAAAAGUACACCCAAUUAUGGUAGUGGCUGGAGCCCCAGGCACAGGAAAAACUCGAUUUCUUUUAGAGUUUCCUCGUAUCAUUAGUAAAAGUGUGCCUGAGGCAUCAGCAGACAGUGUUUACUUAUAUUUGACUUAUGGAAAUGGGGAACCCCUUAGUAAAUUAGAGUUUAGAGACAUUGUAUCAGGAUUCUCAUUAAGAAUCCUUCACAACUACUUCCGCAUCAGAGACCCUUUGGUACUUUUUAUCCAACAAUGGUUUGAUACUUGGGAUAAAGAAUUGCCUUUACUUCUUGUAUUGGCUCUCAUCAAAGAAGUGGAAGAAAAGGAAUCUCUGACAAUAUUAUUGGCCAUAGACGAAUUUCAAAAGUUACUCCAAGAUUCUUCUGUGACAUCAAAAGACAUCAAGGUCAGAAGAAAACAUCUCAGAGAUAUUAGAGUUGGUUAUGACACUCGUGGCCUAUUCCAUCACCACACUCUCUAUCGACAAUUGGACCCAGAGAAAACCUAA